This is a messenger RNA of Emiliania huxleyi CCMP1516, 1698 nucleotides long. RefSeq lists its product as hypothetical. The record is from RefSeq and is a predicted model, not a curated record. Lineage: Eukaryota; Haptophyta; Isochrysidales; Noelaerhabdaceae. The coding region runs from base 1 to 1698 and encodes 565 amino acids. The transcript has a single exon.
AUGGCCAACCACACGACGGCCGCGAGCACGGCCGGUGCCGGCUCCUCUGCGGUGGCGCUGUCAUGCUCCCUCGUAGUCGCUCUUGUGCCUCUCUCGUGCGUGCUCCUCCAUCGUGUGAGCGAGCUCUUCCGACAGCCCAGUCGCACCAGCUGCAGUGCAGGGCUGUCGGAGCGCCUCUGCGAUGCCCGCAAAAUCGAGCACAGGCUACGCACGCAGGUCACAUUCUCCUCCCUCGCCGUCGCGUGGGCCGCCUUCAUCCUGGGCAUCCCGAUGUGCUACAUUGUGCGCUUUGUCGGUGGCAUGUGUGCAAUGGAUGUGAUCAUCUCGAGGGAGCCGCUGCCAGUGCUCGGCCUGCUGACGGUGCUGCCUCCCACGCUGGUCCUGCUAGCCUGCAGGCCCCUGGACCACGUUGGUGUCCGACUCGCAGGAGCCUUCUGCGCCAUCACCCAUUUCUACUAUGUCGCGCACGAUGUCGCCGCGUGCCAGUACACCGCCAGCCGUUGCUAUAGCCUGGAUCAGCCAAUCUGCCUCGACAGCAUGUGGGUGGGAGCCGCGGUGUCCGGGUGGGAGGCCAGCAAGCUGGCUCCGCUGCUGCUUUUGGGCCUGCUAGAUAAGGCGGCCCUGGUCGCCGGCGGCGCCGUGUAUAUUACAGUCAUCGUGCGCUCAGCGUCCACGCGAGACGCGCUGAGCAGGCUCUUCGUCACACUGCGAGUCGUCUUCCUCGUCAGCUUCGUCUCGAGCAGCGGCCAGUGGCUCUGGCUGCUCUCACACCAGACUGCGCGCUUCGGCACCAGCCAUAUUCACGAUUGCGGCUGGUCGCACUUCGUGCGCAAGAGCUUCGGCAGCGGCUUUGGCUUGCUCUUCGCCGUCUUCCUGACCAGGUUUGCAUGCGAGAGGAUCGAGGGUGUCGAGCAGGCGCCGCUCACAGCCCCAGUGGAUAAUAGGCGUGUUCGCGGGCGUAUCCAUCGCUGCCUCGGUUGGAAUUGGCUCCGCGCGAGCUCGCGCUCUAUGGCUGCUGUCGCGUCGCUCGUCGGCAGCGGCGCAAUCGAGACGGACCAGCGCUGUCGCAAAGCCAUCGACACAUUCCGCGCGAUGCCGUGGGCGGGCCUAACCGAGGCGGAUCUUUUGCUGGGUCAGGCUCCAGAAGAAGACAGGAGCGAGCCGGCGAGGCUGGGGGAGGUGGACGCUUUCAUCUCGCACUCGUGGGCGGACGCGGGCGCUGAAAAGUACGAGGUUCUGCGCGAGUGGGCUGGCGGCUUCGAGGCGGAGCACGGCCGCCCGCCGCUGCUGUGGCUCGACCGCUGCUGUAUUCGACAGGACGCCGUCGCGGCAAGCCUGCUCCAGCUGCCCAUCUACCUGUCCGGCUGCCGCAGCUUGCUGGUGCUGCAUGGGCCGACCUAUUGCUCGCGGCUGUGGUGUGUGCUUGAAAUAUUCAUCUUUGUGGCGAUGGGUGGCGCGCCGGGCCAGGUUGAGGUGCUGCCGCUGCGCGGUCUUGGCGGUGGGAGGGCCCAGUGCGGCCUGGAGGGCGGCUUGGCGCGCUUCCGGCUGAGCGAGGCAUCGUGCUCGCUGCCAAGCGACCGCACGCGCAUGCUCGCGGUGAUUGAGUGCAGCUUUGGCGACGAGGUACCCUUCAACCAGAUGGUGCAGACCCUGUUGAGGAGGAAGAUCGGUGCCGCUUCGGGCUCGUCAGCGGUAUAG